AGCAGGCUUUGGAGCGGCGCGGGGUGGAAGAGGCGAGAAGGAGCGCGAUGCAGGCAGUUAGGUGCCCAGACCAUGGGACCUUAUGCUUUCUGAAGACCGGAGUCCGCGAUGGGCCGAAUAAAGGAAAGAGUUUCUACGUGUGCCGGGCGGACCCCUGCACCUUCGUGCGCGCCACCGACAUUCCUGUUUCUCAUUGCUUAUUGCAUGCGGACUUUGUGGUAGAGCUUCAGGGUUUACUUCCACUGCAGGGCACGAAAGAAUAUGGAUUGUUCUUCCGAUGCAAUCGAAGUAAGGCUGAGGGGAAGCAAUGGUGUGGAACUGUCCCAUGGCAGGAUCCUGAUUCCAAAGAACAUUCGGUAACCACUAAGGCUCAGCAGGCAUCUGAGCCAUUUCAUUUUCCUUCCAGUCAGAGAAACCCGUUCAAGGUACUUGACAAGAAUCAAGAACCGUCUCUCUGGAAACAGUUCAUCCAAGGUGGCAAUGAGGAAAAGAUGGCUGAUAAGCAAAGGGAAAAGGGGGAUCCGCCCUUGGAUCAAAAGAAGGAAAAGAGGACUGAAGCUAACUGCUGGAAGGAGCAAGAGCUCUCAUCUGGCCUGGGGGUAAAGAAAAAACAAUCUGCAGCUCAAGAGAAGCAGCAAGGGCAGAAGGCAGAGCUUCAGUGGGAAGCCAAGGAGGCUGAAGGGACGCACAAAAGAAACCUUUUUGAGAUGAAAUCCAGACAGCGCCAUGGGGAUGAGCUGAGAAAACCGCCUGCGUCUCCUCAGGAGAAAUCAAAUGGCAAGAGUUAUUCUGUGCCCAAAGAACCAGAACCUCUGAGAGUACAGGAAACCAGGACUUUGCCUCAGAAUGUUCACAGUCAGAACCCAAAAAGCAAGCCCCAGCAAGGGGAACAGCUCAGCAAGGAGCACCCCCAGGGCUGGGAGGCUGGAGAAACAAAGGCAAAGGACAACCCAAGCAUGCGGAGCACUCAGAAGAGGCUCCCAGGGCAUUUCCAGGUGCCAUCGGAGACCCGCGGAGUGCCCGUGCCAAAAGCAUCCGCCACGCAGCCUGCACCACUGGCCGCAGGGCACUCCCUGGGGAAGAGGCGAGAAACUGACGCAAGCAGUAGCGACAGUGAAGAUGAUGAUUUUGUUUCCUGUCAGCCAGGAAGCCCACUACUCUUUGAUAGUUCUCCGGAUUCACAGAAGGACAACCAUAAAUUCCCUAGUCAAAGUGUGCAAAGAAAAAUGUCUCCUGCCUCAGGGGUUUCCAAGAGGAUAGAACCUUCAGACCCAGCAGCCCAACGUACACACCUCACAACACAACUGAAACAGAAGAAGAGCACACUGGCAUCGGUGAACAUCCAGGUGCUUCCAGACAAGGGUCAGAAGUUGCUCAAGCAAAUUCAGGAGCUGGAGGAAGCACUCGGUGCUCUCGCCCUCUCCCCAGAGCCAGCAGGUCCUAGUGAGAAGAAUAAUGCUCAAGUACCACAGCAGAGUACCUCCACCCACGCUCCCAGUGACCCUCCCCGGUGGGUGCCGCCCAGAGCCCUGCAGGGUCAGGACCUCCAGCCUCUGGGAUCUCUAGGACUAACGGCUGCCUGCCAGGAAGCUGCUGGCGAGUCCAGGCAGUGCUCUGGAGGCUCUACGAACCACGAUAGCCUUUACGCCGUGUGGAAAGUCACAAGUAAAGCCAUUGAUGAGCUGCACCGAUCACUGGAGUCGUGUCCUGGCGAGACGGCUGUGGCAGAGGAUCCGGCUGGGCUGAAGGUCCCUUUGCUGCUGCACCAGAAGCAGGCAUUAGCCUGGUUACUCUGGCGAGAAAGUCAGAAGCCACAAGGAGGAAUUCUGGCGGAUGAUAUGGGAUUAGGAAAAACCCUGACAAUGAUCGCACUCAUCCUGGUCCAGAAGAAUCAAGAGAAAAACAAAGAAAAGGACAAAAACAUGGCCUUGACUUGGCUUUCCAAAGAUGACUCCAUUGAGUUUACUUCCCAUGGAACACUUAUCAUCUGUCCUGCUUCCCUGAUCCAUCAUUGGAAAAAGGAGGUGGAGAAGCGUGUGAGCAGCAACAAAUUAACAGUCUAUCUCUAUCAUGGGCCCAACCGAGACCAGCGUGCAAAAGUCCUCUCUACGUAUGACAUUGUAAUCACCACCUAUAGCCUUCUGGCCAAGGAGAUCCCCACGAAGAACAAGCAAGAGGGAGAGGUCCCGGGCACAAACCUCAGAAAGAAGGGUGUCUCGACCCCUUUGCUUCAAAUAGUCUGGGCUCGGAUCAUACUGGACGAAGCUCACAAUGUUAAGAACCCCCGAGUGCAGACUUCCAUCGCUGUGUGUAAGCUCCAAGCUCAUGCCCGCUGGGCUGUCACUGGAACCCCCAUUCAGAAUAACUUGCUGGACAUGUAUUCCCUGCUGAAAUUUCUUCGUUGUUGUCCAUUUGAUGAUUUCAAUCUGUGGAAGAGCCAGGUUGACAAUGGUUCAAAGAAAGGAGGAGAACGGUUAACUAUUUUAACCAAGAGCCUUUUGCUGAGGAGAACAAAAGACCAGCUGGACUCCACGGGCAAGCCCUUGGUGAUGCUGCCCCAGCGUAAAUAUCAACUACAUCGUUUAAAGCUUUCUGAAGACGAGGAGACUCUUUACAAUGUCCUUUUUACAACAUCUAGGUCGGCUCUGCAGUCCUAUCUAAAAAGACAGGAAAGUGUGGGUAACCAAUCUGGACAAAGCCCCAAUAAUCCGUUCGGUAGAGUGGCACAGGAGUUUGGGCCUGCUGAGCCUGGACGCUCUGCGGUGGCAUGCUCAAAGAGACCUAGCACCGUCCACAUAUUGUCACAGUUGCUGAGACUCCGCCAGUGUUGCUGUCAUCUUUCUUUACUAAAGUCGGCCUUGGACCCGGAAGAAAUGAAGAGCGAAGGCCUUUCCCUCCUUUCCCUGGAGGAGCAGCUCGGCGCCUUGACUUUGACCGAACUCCAGAAUGCAGAGCCGUCCUCCACGGUUUCCCUUAAUGGUCAGUGCUUCCAGGUGGAGCUUUUUGAAGACAUGCGAGAGAGUACCAAGAUUUCAAACCUGUUGGCAGAAUUGGAGGCAAUCCGAAGAAAUCCAGGGUCCCAAAAGAGUGUCAUUGUCUCUCAGUGGACCAGCAUGCUGAAAGUUGUAGCAUCGCACCUGAAGAGGCACAGAAUGACGUUCGCCACCAUCGAUGGCUCUGUCAACCCCAAACAGAGAAUGGACUUGGUGGAGGCUUUUAAUCACUCCGGGGGCCCUCAGGUUAUGCUAAUCUCUCUCUUGGCUGGAGGUGUUGGUCUAAACCUGAUUGGAGGAAACCAUCUUUUUCUUCUGGACAUGCACUGGAACCCGUCACUUGAAGAUCAAGCUUGUGACCGAAUUUACCGAGUGGGGCAGAAGAGAGAUGUUGUCAUCCACAAAUUUGUUUGUGAGGGAACAGUGGAAGAGAAGAUCUUGCAGCUCCAAGAAAAAAAGAAAGAUUUGGCCAAACAGGUUCUCUCAGGAUCUGGGGAAUCUGUCACCAAGCUCACCUUGGCUGACCUCAAAAUCCUUUUUGGCAUCUAACUUCCUGUUUCUAGGGCUCAGAAUUGUGCCACUGUUGGUUUGUAGUAGGACCUGGGGAGAACUACCUAACCGUGGUCCUUUGGGCUGCCCUCGCAUUCCAUGUCACCGUCAAGCCGUAUGCUCUCCUCAUGACGAGGCAUACUCUCGUCCCCGGAGUUGAGGAUCAGUUAUCAUAUUAACCAGUUGGUUAAUCAGUCAUGUUAAUCAAUCAAUGUCACUUAUUUAAUGAGUGACAUAAACCAAUAAAUUAUGUCAGAUAAAAGAAAA
Molecule: messenger RNA, 3809 nt
Organism: Hipposideros armiger (great roundleaf bat)
Lineage: Eukaryota; Metazoa; Chordata; Mammalia; Chiroptera; Hipposideridae
Gene: TTF2
Product: transcription termination factor 2
Exons: 23
Coding region: 48-3542 (1164 amino acids)
Biological process (GO): DNA repair
Cellular component (GO): nucleus
Molecular function (GO): zinc ion binding; ATP binding; ATP-dependent activity, acting on DNA
Source: RefSeq, a predicted model, not a curated record